Messenger RNA from Prorocentrum cordatum, 1491 nucleotides. The record is from the annotation of a GenBank genome assembly. Lineage: Eukaryota; Dinophyceae; Prorocentrales; Prorocentraceae.
AUGGCUUGGACCAGGCUCUCUUUGGAGCUUCAGCCGCUGGCUCUCAAGACCCCGGGGCCUCUCGCCUCGCGCGCGGGCGCCCGCGGGCGGAACCGUGGAGCGAUCGCGGCGGCGGUCGCGCAGAUGCUCGCGGAGUCGGCCAUAUGCCGAGCCGCGGAUCACAAGGGGGACGUCCGCGGAGCUGGGGAGGCCUUCCAGGGGGCCGAGGAGGACGUCGACGGAGCCGAGGACGCUUGCCGGGAGGCCAUCCGCCUCCAGCCAGACCACGCAGAGUCUCAUGUCAAGUUGGGUUGUUUGCUGAUCGGCCGCAAGAGAGAUGUCGAAGGAGCCGAGAGGGCCUUCCGGGAGGCGAUCCGCCUCCAGCCAGACAGCGCGGAGGCUCACUACAGCAUGGGCGCGCUGCUCUUCGGCCACACGACGGACGUCGACGGAGCCGAGGAGUCUUUUCAGGAGGCGAUCCGGUUGCAGCCGAAGCAUUCGAUGGCUCGCUACUCCCUGGGGCUUCUUCUCCUCGGCCACCCGGGCAACGGCGGCAACGCCGACGGAGCCGCGGGGGCCCACCGCGAGACGAUCCGCCUCCAGCCGGACGUCGCGCAGGCCCGCGCCCAGCAGGGGAGCGACCUCCUCGCUCGCGGGGGCGCCGCCGCCGAGGCCGGCCCGGCGGCCGAGACGGCAAAGCUUGACUACACAUGCUCGAGGCGGAGACGGAGACUGCACGCCCUGGCGGAGCCGGAGACGCGGGCGGCGCGUCGGGCCGCCGAGAGGGCCCCGUGCGCGGCGGCUGGUGGGCGGCUGCGGGCAGCCACGCGGGGCCUGCUGGGCGCGGCUCGAGGCUUGCGCUCCAAGGUCUUGCAGGCGGUCGUGGGCGAGAGUGCCUUGGAGCCGCCGUCAGCAAAGCUCACCAUGCAGGAAAUCUUGGACAAGAUAGAUCUUUUCGUCAGCGAUUUCACGGAUAGCGAGUCCGAGGCUUCAGACCGUCGCGGCGACGAGGAAGAGACUGAGUUGGCCACUGAGGAGGUGACAGGUGCCACAGCGGCCGUCCGUCAAGUGCUCAAGAACGCCCUCGUGGCGGGGGGCGUCGUCCGUGGCUUCAGAGAGGUUUGCAGGCACGUCCGAGGCAAGAGGGCACAGGUGGUCUUCCUCGCGGAGUCCUGCGACGAGCAGGACAAGAUAGACAUCGGGCUGUGCCUGGAGAAGAACGUGCCCCUGAUCGACGUGCCGGACAACAAGUCGCUCGGCGAGUGGGCGGGGCUCUGCCGCAUCGACAAGGAGCGCCCGGUGCUGCCCCGCGCGGGCUCUGGGCGUCCGCCCGUCCAGCCAGGGCCUCUCUUCCCCAGCUCCCCGCUCCCCUCCCCUCCGCCCCCCGCUUCCAGCUUGGUGCCUCCGCCUGCCUGCUCCCUGCUCCCUGCUUCCUCCUCCAGUUCCCUCGCCACCCUGCUGCUGCUCCUCCUCCCUCCUCCUCCAGCGCCUCUCUGCAGUUACGCACUGUGA